AUGAGCGCCAAUUUCCAGAGGCUCCAGGCGCUCCAUCGUGCCUGCCAGGACAAGGUGACCUCCCGGACGGCAGCCGUGGACAGGGCCGAAGCAGACUUUCAGGAGCGCGUCGCUCAAAUGCAAGUCUGGUUCGGUGAGCCCCGGCAGGAACUGAAGGAUGCCCAGGAUCAGCUGGACGAGCGCAAGCGAGAGCUCCUCCUGAAGCAAGCUGAUGUCGAGAAGGCCCAGGAGGCGGCGAAGAAACAGGCCGACAAGGACGAAGCUGAUCGGCGGCAGCAGCAGGCCUUGCUGGACACCCAGGAGGAAGACCUUGUUGCCCAUGAGCAGGCGCUUGCCGCCACGCUUCACGGAAAGGACGAGGAGGUGGAGAAGCUGGAGCUGGAGCGGGAGCAGCUAAAGGAGGAGGUCUCAAAGCUGACGGAGGACAGGGACACGGCUAACCGCACUUCGGCGGAUUUGCAGGUCACCAUCUCCGACAAGACCAAGCUGCUCUCCGAGGCCAACAAUUCCAUCAGCAAUCUGAAGCUGGACACCUUGGAAGGGGCGCUUUUGGAGGGCAAGGCCCGUGACGAGACCCCGAACAAGGCUCUUGAGGACAAGAUGUAG
This is a messenger RNA of Aegilops tauschii subsp. strangulata, 606 nucleotides long. NCBI's taxonomy places the organism in Eukaryota, Viridiplantae, Streptophyta, Magnoliopsida, Poales, Poaceae. The record is from RefSeq and is a predicted model, not a curated record.